This is a messenger RNA of Adineta ricciae, 876 nucleotides long. Lineage: Eukaryota; Metazoa; Rotifera; Eurotatoria; Adinetida; Adinetidae. The record is from the annotation of a GenBank genome assembly.
AUGCAAAUUAUUGAUCGUGUUUUAUAUGAGGAUUUUGGAUUCGAACAUCGACUAUGGAUCUAUUCUGGUCGACGUGGUGUGCAUUGUUGGGUUUGUGACCAAACGGCUCGAGAGUUACAAUCAAGUAUUCGACAGGCCAUUGUUGAACAUAUUAGCGUUAUUGUGGGUGGAAAAGAUUCGACUAAACGUGUUUCACUUUAUACGCCGUUACAUCCAUCACUUCAAAAAGCACGUGAAAUCAUUUUAACGGAAUUCGAUGGAUAUGCAUGUCUGGAACAAGAUUUUCUUGGUGAUGAUCAACGAAUUGAACGAUUUCUUCGACUCGUUCCUGAUGAUAGUCGACAAACCUUACGUGACAUAUUUUCUCAAUUGACAACGUCAGCUGAACGAUGGGCCGCCUUUAAACAACAUACAGAUUCAAUGAUCAAUUCUGUUACAUCAACAAACAAAUAUCGCAAAGCAUCGUACAUAACAUUAAUUGACGAAAUCAUGUUUGAAUAUUGUUACCCACGUCUUGAUGCGAAUGUGACCAAAGGACUGAAUCAUUUACUCAAAUCUCCAUUUUCAAUUCAUCCUAAAACGGGUCGUGUAUCAGUACCAAUCUCAUCGGAUUCUUUAGCGUAUUUUGAUCCUUGUAAAGAAGGUGUUGUACCAAUAUUAAGUGAAUUGUGUCAACAGGUUGAACAAAUACCAAAGCAAACUGAAGAUUUAGAAAAUGGAGGGAAAUCUAAUUCGAAACAAAAAGAUUAUAAUCAAACAGCGUUGAAGCCAUUCAUCGAUGUAUUUGCUCGUUUUGUUCAACGAGUACAAACGAAUAAACAAGAUGAAACUUUAGCUAAAAGUGAUUUGAAUACGAUGUUGUCAGGAGAAAUCUGA